Trypanosoma brucei brucei TREU927 is the source of this 2805-nucleotide messenger RNA. RefSeq lists its product as hypothetical. Gene Ontology annotation, cellular component: plasma membrane. The transcript has a single exon. The record is from RefSeq and is a predicted model, not a curated record. Gene Ontology annotation, biological process: transmembrane transport. Lineage: Eukaryota; Euglenozoa; Kinetoplastea; Trypanosomatida; Trypanosomatidae. Gene Ontology annotation, molecular function: transmembrane transporter activity. Bases 1 to 2805 code for a protein of 934 amino acids.
AUGCGACCCUCCAGGCGUUGCAGCGCGGCCGAACCAAUAAAAGGGGACGUGUACGGGAAAAAACUUCCGGAGAGCACUUCUACGCGAUCGGCGGGUCCAAUUAGCGGAACGGAUGCUGAAAAACCGGUUCUUCAUGUAUGGAAAAACCUCGGCGACGAUUCAGGAACAAUCACUUCCUUCUGGAAAACCAUAAAAUCUCCCAAUUGUAGAUACUCCGCAAUGCUGGCGUUGCGCAUCACGUUGGUUGCUGCGCUCCCUCUGAUGCUAAUUUCACACUUCUACAAGGAGAAACUUCCCAUGUAUGCUGUCCUCGGGCUUUUAGGUGUGGCCAAUAGCCAAGAUACCGUCGGGGAACAAGUUUCCUUUACCAUCACAUUAGUCCAAGUCGGGGUUUGGAGCACGAUAUGGGGCAGUUUCUUAAGUUUGUUUGAUAUACCUAAAAACGAAGCGCUGUGGUGGUCCUUAGCUUUCCUCGGUUGUUUUGCUGUUGGACUCACGGGUAACUUGCGGUGCAGGCGACAGGCCGUUUUGUUUACGAUCAUCGUUAUGGAAGUGCAGCGAUCGAAAGAAGAGUGGAGCGCCCUCACAGCUUUGCUUGUUGGGCGUGACAUAAUUAUGAGUGCAUUUUUCGCACAGUUACAGGCGAUUCUUCUUCCAGUAAGUAUGAACCGUCGUGUGGACAGAGAGAUGGCAAAGGCUUGCGGGUAUUUAGCCGCCAUCGUACGCGACGCAGCGAAGGUUUGUUGGUCGAAGGAUCCGUUAGAAGUUCAAUUAACACUCCCAAAGCUAAGCUCAGAUCCCUUGCAAGACUGUUUCAUUACCAUUCCCGGCCAACUAACCUACGUCUCCUACGAGGUGUGGGUUUCCACGCGUCAGUUAGAAUUGCGGAGGGAACGCUUAAAGGUUUUGCAGGACGUUAUGCCUAUGUUACACGGCCUUACAGCAGUGGCGCGUAUAAUGAGUGCAGAAGGGGCAUAUCGAAAGCACCGGCACAGGAGCACUGAAAAAAUGGGCGAAGACGCGAUAAUGAGCACGGCGCUUGAGCGACUCAACGACUCCGUGAAUUGUUUUUGUGAUGCCUUGAGUAACACUAUGGAGCAGCUCUCUACGGUGCUCGAACCCCGUGAUGUUAUCGAGCGGGUUCCUUUCGACGAAUUCGCCACUGCAACAUCUAACCUUCAAUCAGCACUUGACAAGCUACACUACGACACCAUGGCGCACGAUUUUGUACCUGAGGAUACUGUUUGGUAUAUGCACCUGGUAUUUGCCCAUCAUAUGAUGAUCUUGUUAGGCGAGGAAAUCCACAAAUAUGCGGAAAACCUCCGAAAUUUUGACCCUUCGCGAUUCAAAUCGGGAUCGCGACGCUUCAUUGAGUUUUUCUUCUUAGAUGUCUUCCACGGCUUCGUUAAGAUGAUCAAAAAUCGUUUCACAUUAGCCACACCCCAUGAUGUACGCGUAUUCAAGAACGCUUUUAAAAUUGCUUGUGCGUAUAUUGUUGGGUGUGCGUAUUCACUUUACAUCGACAAGGAGAAUGUUUACUAUUUCGGCAUGACUAUUCUCAUGGGUGUGGGCUUACCCACAGCUGGUGAGUCUAUAAUGAGUGGAGUGCAGCGUGUUGCGGGACUUCUCUUUUCCACAUCCCUGGCGUAUGCUGUCGACCGGAACUAUCAUCAUGGUUGGGAAUCGUUCGUCUGCGUGCUUUUUGGGGUAUUCAUCGCACUUUUUGCGCGUGUAGCUCCAGCCUAUGCUAGUUGUGCUCUUCAUUGCGCAAUAACACUUCCACCUUCUCUGCACGUGGUCUCUGACUUCCGUCUCACACUCAGUCGACUCGUAUCAAAUGCAUUUUCAGUGAUGUCAUAUUACGCGAUAGUUGUGUUCAUAUUCCCUGUAGACCCAAUCAAGGUGUUGCACAAUACGGAAGUAUGUGUGGUGAAAGCAUUGUCAGAGAACUUUUCGGAACUUAUGGGACUCGUCCAUCCCCCAGUUGGUGAAGGAGACGAUGAGGGAAGUGAAAUAAUGUCACUUUUGCUAAGGAUUAAGGGACGGAGGGAGGCGGUGUGGGAAACGUUGAAAUCGGUACGCGUGUGCAUGGGAGUAGCGGCAACAGAACCUAUUCUUCACGGUAUACCGUAUCCUGCGCGUGGUCAAGAGGAGUUUGUUCCCGUCUUGCGGCGCCUCGCAGCCUCUGUGGAUAUUAUUUUACUUGGAUUAUUACACACACACAGGCAGCGGCCAGGGGGAAUGGAUCAUGAGAUCCAGCAAGUGUUCGCAACAAUACAACCUGUUGUGCGGGAAAUUGACAAAUACUCCGUUCAUGUGAUGCAAGACUUCGUAGACGCGGUCCACAAACCAAUGGAAUGGUCUUAUGACUUGGCUGCGGAACACUACUCGAAACUCCGCGAGUUAACUGUGCUGUUGAGGGCCGCUUUUAAAAGUGUGUACGAGGAUAUUAUUGCGGGAUUGAGGAGAAAUGCGGUGCAGAUAAAACUUGGAAAGUUUCCAAACCAUAAUUUCCUGGACAUGAGCUGCACUUUUGAUGGUGCGAGUUUUGCGCAUGAUGCAAAUGAAAUGAGUCUUUCUUUUGGCGAUACGCUACGAUUGGACGAACUACUUGAUUGUGAGGAGCUAACAGCGCCGCGUAAUGCAAGUUUCUUGCUUGCUCCAAAAGAUUUUACAAUCAAUCACGACAUGAAUAUGAGCAUUGCUAUUCUUGUUGGUAUUAAUCUAUUCUGCACGCAAUUGAAAAAGACCAUGGAAGCCACAUCGCAACUAAACGCCUUCGAAAGGAGCCGCAUUGGCAGUUGA